Messenger RNA from Striga asiatica, 1014 nucleotides. Lineage: Eukaryota; Viridiplantae; Streptophyta; Magnoliopsida; Lamiales; Orobanchaceae. The record is from the annotation of a GenBank genome assembly.
AUGAUCGUCAACGAGGAAUAUCUAUGCGCGGUCAGGACACAAUCUUUCGCCGAUUGCUGCACGAAAUUCCAGCUGCUCGUAAACGAGAAACCGCCGCCAUUAUCACCACCACCGGCCGACCAAAUAACCCAUUCAGGCAGCUUCUCACAAGUUCUUCUCCAACCGAGCCAGAAAGCCAUAGCCUCAAUCCUCGACUCAUCUUCCCUUUUCUCAAAAUCAUCAUCGGACGGCCUAAAAUCGCUCCUCCUCAACUACUUUGACACGAGUUCCGAGGCCUCCGAUUUCUGCAGCCGCCUCCUCGAAACCCUAACCCACCUCCGAACCAGCUAUGGAUCCAUUGCUAAAAUCAUCGAUUCCAUCGGCCAUGACGGCUCCCCAACACUCUCCGAGCUCCGAUCCAGUGUUUUUCGGCAAAACCCCCUUUCGGACCUUAAGGGGCAUAACAUCGAACACCUUCGGGGCAGGCAGUCGUCUGUCCUUCGCGGGUUGAAAUCAAGCAGGAGGGCGGUGGCGAGGAAGAUCCGGACGGUUCGGAUAAUCAACCGGACCAGCGGCGUCUGCUGCGCGGCGGCCUGCGGGGUGCUGGCGGCCGCCGCCGUGUUCCUGGCGGCGCACACGCUGGGCGCGAUCCUCGUGGGGCCCGCUGUACUCGGGCUGCGCGGGAGGGGGGUCCGGUUCGGUUUCCGGUUCGUGAAGUGCGAGGGGAGGUACCUGAGGAGGGCGGCGGGGCAGCUGGACGCGGCGGCGAAGGGGGCGUACAUACUGGACCGGGACCUGGAGACGAUGAGCCGGCUCGUUGGGCGGCUCGGGGACGAAAUCGAGCACGGGAAGGGGAUGGUAAUGGCGUGUUUGGAUGAUAGGGUGUGUUUGGAGGUUUUGAAGGAGAUGAGGAAGGAUGGGUUCGGGCUGGGAAAGAAGGUGGAGGAGCUCGAGGAGCACGUUUAUUUGUGCCUUGUCACGAUUAAUCGGGCUCGGGCCAUGCUGGUUAAGGAAAUUUCAAAGGAUGUUGUGUAG